AUGUCUCCCUCGACUGCUGCUCCGAAAGAUACCUCGGCCGGUGCCGACCGGCCCAAGGUUUCGAAGGCCUCUGAAGUGGGCUGGCUUUUCGUCACGCACUACUAUACCAUGAUGAACCAGGACCCAUCGCGCCUGUACCGCUUCUACACCAACAAGAGCGCCAUGGUGCAUGCCGCCGAGGCUGAAGAGUCCAGCACCAGCGUCGGUCAGCAGCAGAUCCAUGAAAAAAUCAUGUCGCUCGGGUUCGACGACACGAAGGUCGUCGUUCUGUCGGUCGACAGCCAGUCGUCCGCCGACGGCGGCAUUGUCGUCCAGGUGCUUGGCGAGCUGUCGAAUCAGGGCGGCACUUGGCGCAAGUUUGUGCAGACCUUCUUCCUUGCCGCGCAGACCAACGGCUACUAUGUCCUGAACGACAUCUUCCGCUAUAUCCAGGUCGACGCGGACUCUGCCGAGGAACCGGCCGACGAGGACGAGGCAGCUGCGCCCGUCGCCGUCGCCGACACGGCCCACGCCCCUGCGGACGUGGUCGAGGAGAAGGAAGCACCGGCAGCGGACCCAUCGCCCGCCGCGGAAGCGGCGGCGGCCCCGGCCCCGGCGGCGGCCGAGGCCCCGUCGGCAGCGGCGGCGCCUGUGGCCCCUCCGGAGCCCAGGGAGGCGCCCAAGCCUGCUGAGCCUGCCGCGCCCAAGACCUGGGCGAACCUGGCGGCGUCCGGCGCGAACCGCUGGGGCAACACGGCUGCCGAGGCACGUGGCCUCUCGUCGCCUGCGUCGGUGCCUGCCAAGGCCCAGACUGGCGGUGCUGCUGCGCCUGUUGCGGCGCCGAAGGGCGGCAAGGGCGGCAACGGUGCUCCCUCGGGCGGCCAUGUCGGGCAGGUGUCGGCAGACGCCCUGAAAAAGGUGUUCGAGACGCAGUUCGGCCCCACGAAGGAGUGCCAGCUGAACUCGGCCAAGGGCUUUGCGUUCGUCGAGUUUGUGCAGGCCGAUUCGGCGCGCCGCGCGAUCGCCGCGAGCGCUGAGGGCGCCGUCAAGAUUGGCGAUGCUACGCUUGUCGUGGAGAAGCGUCGCCCGCACGACAACCGUGGUGCUGGUGGCCGCGGUGGCCGUGGCGGCCACCGCGGCGGCUUCCACCAACAUAACCACGCCUAA
Malassezia sympodialis ATCC 42132 is the source of this 1146-nucleotide messenger RNA. RefSeq lists its product as uncharacterized. Gene Ontology annotation, cellular component: Ubp3-Bre5 deubiquitination complex; ribonucleoprotein complex; cytosol. The transcript has 2 exons. Gene Ontology annotation, molecular function: mRNA binding. The coding region runs from base 1 to 1146 and encodes 381 amino acids. The record is from RefSeq and is a predicted model, not a curated record. NCBI's taxonomy places the organism in Eukaryota, Fungi, Basidiomycota, Malasseziomycetes, Malasseziales, Malasseziaceae. Gene Ontology annotation, biological process: protein deubiquitination; ribophagy.